UCUGCUGACCGUGUGGACGGCGACUUCGGCCUGCCCCCUCUGCAGAAUAGAGGGGAGGCGGCAAGGCCUGUGCCCUCCUGGGGGCUCCGCCAGAGUGCAGUCGACACUGCCCAUGGUGAUGCCCCUCGGCCCUGAGCACCACUGCUGCCUCUGCUCUCCAGGUGGGAAGAAGCUGUCCGGGUCGCCUGGGCCAGCCCCACGAUGACAGAGCCCUACGUGAAGCGGCUCUGUGCUGUCCUGCUGGACGCCGUCGCCGACAAGGACCCGCUGGUGCAGGAGCAGGUCUGCGGGGCGCUGCACGCGCUCGGGGUGGCGCGACCGGAGGACACGCUCACCGCCUGCGAGGGCUACCUGCGGCAGCACGAGAAGCUGGCGCCGCCCUGCCGGGCCAGGAUCCUGCAGGCCAUGGAGACGGUACUGGGCAGCCACCUGGGCGAGCUGGACAAGGACACGGCCAGGGCGCUCGUCCUCCUGGCUGCCCACGAGAUGACGCUGGUGAAGGAGUCGGUGUGUGACUGGCAGCAGGCCGCCAGCAGCGUGCUCGUGGCUGUGGGAAGGCGCUUUGUCAGCCUGGUGAUGGAGGAGCUGCUGACCCGGUUCCAACCUGGGGCCCUCCCGCACUGCUUCGUGGUGCGGACGCUGGCCGACCUCGCGGUCCCCUCACCUCCCGCAGUGUUCGGCACGGUGCCCUUCCUGUCGUCCAUCCUGAGCACGAUGCUGCCCAUGCUGGGCUGGGCCAAGCGCGACUGCACGCGCGUGGUCUUCUGCUACGCUCUGCAGCGCUUCAGCGAGAGCGCUCUGGAGUACCUGGCCAGCCCGGACCAGGCCCCGGACCCCACCAUCAGGAGGGACAGCUUCGCCGCCGACAUCCUCGGUGCCUACGAAGUCCUUUUCCACCACUGGUUACAGAGUCGCGAGGCCAAGCUCCGGCUGGCCGUGGUGCAGGCCCUGGGGCCUAUGAGCCAGCUGCUGCCCGCUGAGAAGCUGGAGGAGCAACUGCCCAGGCUGCUGCCCGGUGUCCUGGCCCUCUACAAGAAGCAUGCCGAGGCCUUCCCUGUGUCCCAGAGCCUGGGCCAGAUCCUGGAGGCGGCCGUGAGUGUGGGCAGCCGCACACUGGAGGUCCAGCUCGACACCCUCCUGGCGGUCCUGCACGCCCAGAUCUGCGUGCCCGUCGAGUCGUCGAGCCCCUUGGUGCUGAGCAACCAGAGGGAGGUGCUGCGCUGCCUGACGGUGCUGGCUUGCUGCUCGCCCGACCGCCUGCUGGCCUUCCUGCUGCCCAAGCUGGACAGCAGCAACGAGAGGACCCGAGUGGGCAGCCUGCAGAUCCUGAGACACGUCAUCAACUCGGCCCCUGCGCGCAUGGAGGCCAAGAAGCCCUUCAUCCUCUCCGCCCUGAGGCUGCCUCUCCUGGACACCAGCAGCAAGGUGAAGCGGGCAGUGGUCCAGGUGAUCAGUGCCAUGGCCCACCACGGCUACCUGGAGCAGCCGGGGGGCGAGGUGAUGGUGGAGUUCAUCGUGCAGCAGUGCGCACUGCCCGCGCCGCCGGAGCCGGGGGCGCAGGACAGCGAGGCCCUGGCUGAGGACAGCGUGCGGUCCAUCAGUGUUAGCACCCUUUACCUGGUCAGCAGCACGGUGGACAGGAUGAGCGACGUGCUCUGGCCGUACCUGCUCGAGUUCCUCAUGCCCGUGCGCUUCACCGGGGCCCUGACGCCGCUCUGCCGCAGCCUCUUGCACCUGGCGCAGAAGCGGCAGCAGGCGCGGCCCGAUGGCUGCCUGGUCCAGUACGGCGCGCGCGCCGCCCUGCCGUCUCCGUUCGCCAUCGCCGCCCGGCUUCUGACCGUCUCCUGUGACCCCUACGCGGGGGACGGCCGCGGGCAGGCCUCGCUGCGCCUCCUGCAGGUUCUGCACGGGAACGUCCACCCCCUGCUGGGGCCGUGCUGGGAGGCUGCCAUCCCCCUGCUGCUGGCGCACCUGGACGAGCACACGGAGGCGUCCCUGGCGCAGGAGGAGUGGGAGGAGAAGCUGCUGACGUUCCUCCAGGACACCCUGGCCGCGGUGUCUGACAACACGUGGACCUGCCAGCUGAGCCUGGAGAUGUGCAAGCAGCUGCCUAGCUACGACGGGGCACCCCGGGAGAAGAGCUUCCUGUACAGAUGCAUAGGGACCGCGCUGGGCGCCGCCUCGGACAGGGAGGUGGUGAGGAAGCACCUGCAGGAGCUGCUGGAGACCGCCAGACACCUGGAGGGGCAGGAGCGCGAGGGUCUCGCCUGCUGCUUCGGGAUUUGUGCCAUCUCCCACCUGGACGACACACUGGCCCAGCUGGAGGAAUGUGUGAGGUCGGAGGUGUUCAGAAAGUCCGUGGGCAUCUUCAGCCUAUUCAAGGAGCGGAGCGAGGCGGAGGCGGAGCGCGUGAGGUGCGCCCUGAUCCUGUGCUAUGGCCAGGUGGCCGCGCAGGCGCCCCAGGAGCUGGUGCUGGCCCGGGUGGAGGCCGACAUCCUCAGGAACAUGUUCUUGUGCUUCCACACCAAGGUCCUGGGAGUGAAGGUGGAGAGCAAGGACCCAGCCCUGAAGCUGUGCCUGGUCCGGAGUGUGUGUGCGGCCAGCCGGGCCGUCUCCAGCAGUGCCCACGCGGGCACCUUCCACUUGGCGCAGAAGCCCGAGCUGGUGGCGCAGAUGCUGGAGUUCAUCAAGGCCGAGCCCCCGGACUCCCUGCGGACACCGAUCUGCAUGAAGGCCAUGCUCACCUGCACCCACCUGGUCCCGCUGGAGCCCGCGCUGGAGGAGCAGCUGCAGGCCAGCCUGGCCCAGGGCUGUCUGCACCGCGUCCUGGCUGUGCCGCCCGAGCCCGAGGGCUCAGCCCCUGGGGACCAGGAGGCCCUGUACCUGGACACCAUGCAGGCCCUGGGGGACUUGCUGGCUGGCCUCCUCCACCGGAACCUGACCCCCCAGGGCCUGCAGGUCAUGGUGGAGCACCUGCGCCCCUGGAUCAAGUCCCCGCGGGGCCACGAGCGGGCGCGGGCCCUGGGCCUGAGCGCCCGCCUGCUGCGGCACUUCCUGGAGCACCUGCACGUCAGCGCCCUGGUGCCCUUCCACAACCUGGGCCUCCUCGUCGGCCUCUUCUCCCCCCGGUGCGCGGACCUGUGGCCGGCCACCCGCCAGGAGGCGGUCAGCUGUGUCCACUCGCUCCUGUACGUCCAGCUGGGCUAUGAAGGCUUCUCCAGGGACCACCGGGAUGAGGUGGCUGAGCGGCUGCUGACCCUCAGAGAGGGCCUGGUGCAUCCUGACCCCACCAUCCUCUUCCACACCUGCCACAGUGUGGCCCAGAUUGUCGCCAAGCGCCUCCCGCCAGACCAGCUCAUCAGCCUCUUGCUGACCUUGUUCGAGGGCUUGGGUGACCCGGACUCGAACUGCUCCCGAGCAGCCUCGGUCAUGAUCAGCUGUCUGCUGAAGGAGCGCGGCCACCUGCUGCUGGAGAAGGUGCCCGAGAUGGUGAGUGUGUUGCGCUGCCGGCUGCAGGAGACCCCGGCCGGGCACGUCCUGCAGGCCGCCCGGCACAGCAUCUACCUCCUGGCAACCCAGCACCACGCAGCCGUGGUGUCCAGCCUCCUGGGCAGCCCCCUGCCCUUUGACAGCCACUCCUGCACCCUGUGGCGCGCCCUGGCUGUGGAGCCCAGCCUGACCGCUCAGGUCCUGGGGCUGCUCCUGGACAAGAUGGGCCGCGACGUCCCCUUCAAGGAGAGCCGGACCUUCCUGCUGAGCAGCUCCCCCGAGCGUGUGGCCACGCUGCUGCCCCUUGCGGCCACGUGUGCGCUGCGGGAGCUGGCGGGGGUCCCCGAGGCGGGCCCCGCCGUGCUGGAACUCUACCCCCGGCUCUUUGCCGCGCUGCUGCUGCGGGUCGGCUGCACCCUGGAUGUCCGGCUGCCCCGAGGCCUGCAGGCCAAGGAGAAGAGGAGCCCCAGCUCGCCAAGCCUGGAACCCUGCAGCUCCGCGGCGGCCGCGCUGCAGGCGGUGCUGCUCCGGGGCGGCAGUGAGGAUGUGGUGCAGAGCGUGGAGCUGGAGGGCGGCUGGGAGCUGCUGCGGACCUCUGCUGGCCAUGAGGAGGGCGUGGCCCUGCUGGCCAGUGCCAUGGCCAAACUCGCGGGCCCCCGACUGCCCCCCGCGGUCCGGGUGCUGCUGAGCGCGCAGAGCAGCGUGUACGAGGCCCAGAGGGUCACCGCCACGGCUUUCCUGGCAGAGCUGCUCAGCAGCAAGGUGGUCGAUGACCUGAUGCUGCUGGACUCGCUGCUGGACGCCCUGGUGGCCCGGCAGAAGGACACGAGCGCCAGCGUGCGCCGGCUGGCUCUGCGUGGUCUGGCCAACGUGGCCUCUGGCUCUCGGGAGCAGGUGCAGGCCCACAGCCCGCAGCUGCUGACGGCCAUGAUCGCGGGGCUGGACGAUGGGGACGACCCGCACAGCCUGGUGGCCCUGGAGGCCAUGGCGGGCCUGGCCAGGCUGCUGGACCUGCUGGACCCCUGGGAGCUGCGCUCAGUGCUGCUGCACGUGGCCAUCCGCGUCCGGCCCUUCUUCGACAGCGAGAAGAUGGAGUUCCGAGCGGCGUCCGUUCAGCUCUUUGGGCGCCUGAACGAGGCC
This is a messenger RNA of Condylura cristata (star-nosed mole), 4629 nucleotides long. RefSeq names its product maestro heat-like repeat family member 1 (gene MROH1). The record is from RefSeq and is a predicted model, not a curated record. The annotation marks the transcript as partial. Gene Ontology annotation, cellular component: cytoplasm. NCBI's taxonomy places the organism in Eukaryota, Metazoa, Chordata, Mammalia, Eulipotyphla, Talpidae. The transcript has 38 exons.